AUGUCGUCGACAGCAACAGACGAAGACAUUGUGGACAGAUGGAUUGAGAUUGACGAUUCCAUCAAUGUCCCAGAGCAAACCCUCGAUGAAAUUCUUACUGAUAAGAUCCUGGAUUUGGAUGAGGAGAUUCUGAGUGGACUUGAUGAUGAGGAGUCGCUGCUCACAUCACCGCGACAGUCGACUUCUACUAUAUCAUCUGUUUUUUCUUACACAUUGGAUUCGCCUCUUCAUAUCAGAGAAUUAGAAUCCAUUACAUAUCAAUUGAAAAUGCAGAAUGAUCGUAAUUUUGGAGGUCACGCUAGAGCCCUGGCUGUUUCUAAUGUUAACAUUGCUGUUGGGACGAGUCGUGGGCUAGUGCUGAUCUUUGACUGUGAAAAUCAAAGAUUUGUCCAUUCGAUAACAGCAGACGGUUGCCCAGUAUCAUGUCUCGACUUCAACAAAACUAGUACACUAUUGGCCAUUGGUUACUGUUCCGGUCUAAUACGUACAUUCAGUGUUGCUACAGGUAAGGUGAUCGACGACGUCAGUGAUGUAGUUCAGCCCGGCCAGGGUGUACUACAAGUUCUUUUUUGCGCAAGUGACAGGAGACUUGCGUGCCUAGACAGUGGAGGUUCGGUUUAUGAAAUGAUAUUACCAACAACAGUUCGAUCACGAAAAACUCGCUGUGUUUUCUCAGGCUGUCAUGGCGAGGUGGUAUAUCUGAAAAUGUUGGACAACGACGGUAUCUUAGCUCUCUUAUCACUCAAGAAAUUGUUUCUAGUAAGCCUGAAGAAGAUGUGUUUGAUAUACGCUACUUCAUUCAGUGGACCAGCCAAUCGCCCACCUUUAAUUGAUUGUCAGACAAUAAAUAUCAAGGAAAAAUCACAAAAGAAGACCACUGCUUUCUGUGUGGGGCGUGGUUCGACAGUUGAAUUCUGUUAUUUAACCUAUGAAUUUUCAAAUUUGCGAGUCAUACGUUAUCGAGUAUUAUCGUUGGAUUUCGAAAUGAUAAAUCUAAAAUGGGUAGAACCGUAUUACUUGAUUGUCGUGGAUGCUAGUGAAAUGAUUCAUUUGAUCGACACUGUGCAGGGAGAUACUGCAGUAGCAAAUAUUCACGAUAUGCAACUUGCAUAUGCUACCGCUGAUUUCAAGGGCUUGUUUACUGGCGGUAAUGUAAGUGCUGCCUUGGAUUACCUAGCUGACUGCGUAUGUUACCAGUGCAUUUGCCGUGUUGAUAGUUUGGUAUUUCUUCUUGGCCAGUCUUCUAUUUAUAUUAUCUCAGUAAGCGAUCAAAUAACGCAGCUGGAUAGCUUGAUUGACCGAGGACAGAUGGUAUCAGCGAUUCUCUUUGCUCUUGACAUCGUUAUGGGCAGAGUCACCAAUAAAACAAAAGGACUGAAUUUGAGACAUGUCGUUUAUUCACGAAUUCCUAGUCUUAUUCAGGCGUUGCUAGCUUUGACUAUAUCUGGUCUAGCGAAUGGAAAAGUAACACAACUUGUUGAACAUUAUAAAAAACAUAUUCAACUCCUUAUACUAACAUGUAUCACUACCAGUCAGUUUGAUUUGCUGUAUAAUACAGUGUACAAUUGCUUGGAAAAAGACAUCCUUUCCAAGACAAUAUUUUUCGAGCUCAUCGAUGAAGUUGUAUUGGAUGGACGAUUGCAUGAUCCACCUCCUGGACUAGUCUCCGAUUAUUUUCAUCAUUUGAUAUCAGAAGGCAAUUUAAACCAAUUUGAAGCAGCAAUAGUGCGUAUUCCAGUUGAAAAACAGGACAUUCAUUUUGUGUUAACCACUUGCAGGAAAAAUAGGCUUUACGAUGGCGUCAUAUAUGUUUACAAUAAGGCAAUGUCAGAUUAUAUAGGACCACUCGAGGAGAUAUUUGAUCAUUUGGCGGAGCUUGUCGACUGUGAAGUGUUGUCAGAUUGCGAAAUAGCACUAGGAAAUAAGUUAUUAUUGUAUAUUCAAUGCUGCCUAUCGGGUAGAGCCUACCCAUUUGGAUCUUUGCCAGAGAGGGUUGUUACGACCCUUCCUUUGCAAGUGUAUCGCUGUUUGAUUUCCUACAAAGGCAAGAAUGGCAUAUCGGCAUCGGUUAUAUAUCCAUAUCUACGACUGCUUAUCAAAUUUGACUCUGUUCAGUUCUUUAACGUCAUAUUUACAUGCUCAGACAGCGAUAUUUUUAAUUCAGAAGAUGGAAGAUUACAGAGAAUCACGGAGGUGAUUUAUCAAAUAAUUAAUUCGAUGGAUCGAAGCGCAGUACUCUUCAUCAAUUAUUUCACUCUUGUCGCUCAUUUGUUACAGAAAAAAGUAAUUUUGCCAGCACUUGACACCAUCAGCGAGUUGAUCGAGAUGGUACUAUCAUUUGGUGAGUCUAUUGAGCGGUUUGCAGAUGCUGAGAGAUGUGUUGUGGAAGUAAUGAGGACUGUGAGUGGCCUCGAUGAGGUGAAGAUACUGUUGCAAGCCAAAAAAUUACCUCACUUGCAGGUCUGCUCACACAUUUAUAUAAACAGGCGGGAAUUCGUCAGUUUGGUGGAGUGUUAUCUAAGUAACCCAGUGAAUGCAAGGUUUGCAAAAAUCGAUUAUAGCCAGACAGCCGAAAUUAUUCUUGAUCACUUUACGGAAUGGUUAUCCAAGGAAACCUUGAAAGACAUUGAUGCAUUAUUACUCUAUUAUUACUGCUUUCUAGCAAGACGUGAUCGUGGAUAUCGAACUUUAACGGAUUUUGAAGAACGUGAUGAGCAGCUUUUAGUUCUUGCUGUAAAGGGAGUUGUAGCACAUAAUUUAUUUGAGAAUCUGGACACGCAGCUGAGCGAGUUUUUACGUUUUUGGGUGAAGAUAGCAUCGAGAACAGAUCGAUGUUUGAAUUAUACAGUUCAGCAUGGACUUAUUUUAUCAAGUGUGUUACUUCUGGAAGCCAGAAAACUUCUAGAGGGGGCUUUCGAAGUGCUUGACAAUGAGCUUGAAAAAGUGUGGAUGAAAAACGCGAUGCUGUCAUCGAAAUAUAUUUACGAAUCAAUUCGUUUGGCUAAUAUUUAUCGUGAAGAAGCUCGACAAGGAAACUGGCUUUUCAAAAUACUGGACAGAAUCCUUUCACUUCCAGGAUCAGAGCUUCAGGAGGAGUCAGGUAUGAUGGUGGUAUUAAACGACAUAAUAGCUACAAUUAUGGGAAAUGGAAGUAGUGAUGCGGAAUAUUUGGUUGACGCAUUAUUUAAUCAUCCAGUAUUUCGAUGUUCAACAUAUGCGAAAUUCCGUUCACUGAUAGCAUUCAUGUUUGCAUCGUGUCGCUAUGAGGAUGUACUCUUGAAAGAAACCGUACGAUGCAUCGAAAGGGAGACCGUACAAAUGUUAAACGAUUUGAUAAAACAGGCGACAGGUCGCACUGCUGGCUUGAUAACAUCGAAUAUGUGCAUUAACUGUGGACGCUCACCAAGGAAAUCGUCAUAUCUUUACAGGCACGUUUUAUGA
Loa loa (African eye worm) is the source of this 3441-nucleotide messenger RNA. RefSeq lists its product as hypothetical. Gene Ontology annotation, biological process: endosomal vesicle fusion; protein targeting to vacuole. Bases 1 to 3441 code for a protein of 1146 amino acids. Gene Ontology annotation, cellular component: late endosome; HOPS complex. The record is from RefSeq and is a predicted model, not a curated record. The transcript has 24 exons. Gene Ontology annotation, molecular function: protein binding. Lineage: Eukaryota; Metazoa; Nematoda; Chromadorea; Rhabditida; Onchocercidae.